GCUGCGCGUGCGCGGGGCCGGCGGCGAGCGGCUGCAAUGGCGGCCAGCGGCAAGUCCUUCCUGGCCGACGCGGGCUAUGGCGAGCAGGAGCUGGACGCCAACUCCGCCCUCAUGGAGCUGGACAAAGGCCUCAGGUCUGGCAAGCUCGGGGAGCAGUGCGAAGCCGUCGUUCGUUUUCCGAGGCUCUUCCAGAAGUACCCGUUCCCCAUUCUCAUCAACUCGGCGUUCCUGAAGCUGGCCGAUGUUUUCAGAGUGGGGAACAACUUCCUGAGGCUGUGUGUGCUGAAAGUUACUCAGCAGAGCGAGAAGCACUUAGAGAAGAUCCUAAAUGUGGAUGAAUUUGUCAAGAGAGUUUUCUCAGUGAUCCAUAGCAAUGAUCCGGUUGCUCGGGCUAUUACACUCCGGAUGUUGGGCAGCAUGGCAUCUAUCAUUCCAGAAAGGAAGAAUGCACAUCACAGUAUUCGCCAGAGUCUGGAUUCCCAUGAUAAUGUGGAAGUUGAAGCUGCUAUAUUUGCUGCUGCCAACUUUUCUGCACAAUCUAAGGAUUUUGCUGUCGGAAUAUGUAAUAAAAUCAGCGAGAUGAUUCAAGGUUUGGCCACACCUGUGGACUUGAAGCUGAAGUUGAUCCCUAUUCUGCAGCACAUGCACCACGAUGCCAGCCUGGCCUCCAGCUCCCGGCAGCUUCUGCAGCAGCUGGUGACAUCCUACCCCUCCACCAAGAUGGUCAUUGUCACCCUGCACACCUUUACUCUGCUUGCUGCUUCUUCUUUGGUUGACAUUCCCAAGCAGAUUCAACUUCUGUUGCAGUACUUGAAAAAUGACCCCAGGAAGGCCGUGAAAAGGCUUGCAAUCCAGGAUUUGAGGUUAUUGGCCAACAAGACACCACAUACAUGGAGCAGAGAAAAUAUUCAGGCACUCUGUGAAUCUGCUCUUAACACUCCUUAUGAUAGCUUGAAAAUGGGCAUGUUAUCUGUUCUUUCCACGUUAUCAGGGACCAUUGCCAUUAAACAGUACUUCAGCAGUGCUCCAGGAGCAGCAGCUACAACUGCAAGGUCAUUUGAUUUGAUAAAACUAGCACAGGAGUGCUGUUACCAUAAUAACCGUGGCAUUGCAGCUCAUGGAGUGAGAAUUCUGACCAAUGUUUCAGCCUCUUGCCAGGAAAAAGAUCUUCUGCCUUUGGAGCAAGAUGCAGUUUUUGGCUUAGAAGCUCUUCUUGUUCUCUGUAGUCAAGAUGACAGCCCAGGAGCUCAGGCAACCUUAAAGAUCACGCUGACCUGCAUGGUGAAGCUGGUGAAGUGCCGCCCUCACCUGAGCCAGUCCGUGGUGGAAUCCCUGCUGGCACAGCUGCACAGUGCCCAGGACAAUGCCAGGAUCCUCAUGUGCCACUGCCUGGCAGCCAUUGCCAUGCAGCUGCCUGUCUUGGCAGAUGGGAUGCUAGGAGACCUAAUGGACCUCUAUAAAUUAAUUGGACAAUCUGCUACAGAUAAAAAGCAAGAACUCUUGGUCUCUCUUGCCACAGUGAUAUUUGUUUCCAGUCAGAAGGCUUUGUCCACAGAAAUCAAAACUGUGAUUAAACAGCAGCUUGAGAAUGCCUCCAAUGGAUGGACAGCCUACAGGAUAGCCAGGCAGGCUUCCAGGAUGGGCAACCACGACAUGGCCAGAGAACUGUACCAGAGCCUGCUGACCCAAGUGGCUUCAGAGCACUUCUACUUCUGGCUGAACAGCCUGAAGGAGUUCUCCCACGCAGAGCAGUGCCUGACAGGCCUGCAGGAGGACAACUACAGCUCCGCGCUCUCCUGCAUCGCCGAAGCCCUGAAGUCCUACCACAAAGGAAUAGCGUCGCUGACGGCUGCUAGCACGCCACUUAAUCCUCUGAGCUUUCAGUGUGGAUUUGUGAAACUCAGGAUUGACCUUCUGCAAGCUUUUUCUCAACUUAUUUGUACCUGCAACAGCCUAAAAACAAGUCCACCCCCAGCUAUUGCCACAACGAUCGCUAUGACAUCGGGAAAUGAUCUCCAGAGGUGCGGCCGCAUCUCCAACCAGAUGAAACACUCAAUGGAGGAAUUCCGAAACUUGGCGACACGGUAUGGAGAUCUCUAUCAGUCAUCUUUUGAUGCAGACUCAGCAACUCUAAGGAAUGUAGAACUACAACAGCAGAGCUGCCUGCUGAUUUCCCAUGCAAUAGAAGCUCUGAUUUUGGAUCCAGAAUCUGCAAGUUUCCAGGAAUAUAGCUCAAAUGGAACAGCUCAUGUUGAAAGUGAAUAUGAAAGAAGAAUGAUGUCUGUAUUUAAUCAUGUACUGGAGGAAGUGGAAUCCCUCAACAGGAAGUAUGCUCCUGUGUCUUACUUGCAUACAGCUUGUCUGUGCAAUGCUGUCAUUGCCUUGUUGAAGGUGCCCCUUUCAUUUCAAAGGUACUUUUUCCAAAAGCUGCAGUCUACAAGUAUUAAGCUUGCUCUAUCCCCAUCUCCAAGGAACCCAGCAGAGCCUAUAGCAGUACAGAACAACCAGCAGCUGGCCCUCAAGGUGGAAGGAGUGGUUCAGCACGGGUCUAAACCAGGCCUUUUCCGUAAAAUCCAGUCUGUCUGUCUGAAUGUCUCUUCAGUGCUGCAGAGCAAAUCUGGACAGGACUAUAAGAUUCCUAUUGACAACAUGACCAAUGAAAUGGAGCAGAGGGUGGAACCGCACAACGACUACUUCAGCACUCAGUUCCUGCUAAACUUCGUGAUCCUUGGCACCCACAACAUCACCGUGGAGUCCUCUGUGAUAGACUCAAACGGUAUUGUCUGGAAAACUGGGCCUAAAACAACUAUUUUUGUGAAGUCUCUUGAGGACCCCUACUCGCAGCAAGUUCGCCUCCAGCAGCAGCAGGGCCAGGCUCCAUCGCAGCAGCAGCAGCAGAGAAGCGCGUACUCCCGCUUCUGAGUGCCACAGUGAGCCCGGCCUGCUCAGCUGCUGUUGCAGCUUCUUUGGACACUUCUGUUUUAAAUGGUUUUUGAAGAUUUUUUUAUUACAGCCUUCUUCUAGAAAGUCUCAGAUGCCGUUUUGUUCCUUCUUAAAUUAUCUGGAGUGAAUUUGAACUCGAUUCAGCAGAGGCAGCUGGUCAAAUUUGGAAUUGUGCUCUUACUAUAAGAACUCCUACCUGAUCUCUAACUUCUGUUUACAAACCUGUUCCAGCAGGCUCCACAAACUGCAGUAGCAGGGGACACUAAGCUUGUUGACUGGUACUUUCCAUGAUGUUUUUUGAAGCACACAGGUUCUAAUGUCAGGCUUACAGGACAUUGGGAAUCACUUCCCUUUGGUUAUACAGAAAUUAGUGUAAUACCAAGUGUGUAUCUUUUAAUGUGAAGGAAUUGGCAGGAAUAUCCAGAGAUUCUUUUUCUGACAUUUUAAUAGCAAGUUCCAGUAUUUGGCUGGUGUGUGUAUGUUAUUAAAAUUCUUCAGCAGUGCUUAAUGCAUGCAGCUGGAAGGAAAAAAACUGCAGUUCAGUUGUGAUACUCCGUCACGGCAGAGGGAAAAGACUGCUUGAGGGGUUGCUGUCUGGGAAGUCGUGCAAGAGGCAGAGUUUUAAAGGUGGGAAUAAUCACUGUCUCUCAGAUGAUAUGGAAGAUAUUACCAUGUUUUUAAAUUUUCAUGUGUCUGUAUUUCUGAAACCUUUUGUUUUGUAGGGGUUUUUUUAUUUGCUCUUGUAAGAGGGAAAUUAAAAUGAAUGACAGCUUGCAAGUAAACAGCUCUGUUUUUUAAGAGGAGUCCUUUAUACCAAAACUUUGUUAUCUUAUGUGUUCUUUGACCAACUUGUGAACUUAAUUGUUAAUUCUACAAGAACUUGAAAUAUAAUUUUGCUAAUUCUAGAAAUUGAUCCAGAAUAAUUUUGGAAAUGCAUUGCUUCAUACAUAAUUUUCACACUUCCUUUGUGAUAUAAAAGGCAGAACUGUAUCCAGACUCACAGGCAGUAGAUCACAUAACAUGACCUUCACCUGGUCUUUAUAAAUAGUCUCUGCUUAUCACUCUGUAGGAAAACAGGACCCACUUGAGUGAGGAGGAGGAGGGCUGGCACUUCUUACAUUCUUCAGCUUGUUAAUCCCUCUCUUGGAGCAGAAAUGUUAUUUUCUCAACAAAAUCCCAUGAUACUGUUAUUUCUUCAAUCUGAUUUCAUUCUAGAGCUGACUGGAGUUUACAGAUUUUGCUUGGUUCAAGUGCAGAGAGUAUGAUAAUGCAUUGCUGUAAACUGAGGCUUCUUUUGCAUAGCAGGAUGAAGAAUUUUUUGCUGUGUUUUCCCAUAGUAGUUCCAAAAAAAAACCCAAACAAACUGGAAGUGACGAUGCUAGAUAUCAUACCUUGGUCAGGUUCUAAUCCUAACUAGAAAUGGGAGCUGCGAGGCAAGGUUGAAACAGAAGACACAAAAUUGGUGAAAAGUUGAGCAGCAUCCUCCAUAAAUGACUUUCCUUUUGAGCAGGAGACACAAAGUGCCACCACCUUUCAAGCUGACCAAGGAAAGUGGUGGUUUCUGUCCCACUUUUGUGGUUCCAUGCCCACAGUUUGGUGUGUGUGUGUACGUGCAGCUCUGUGUGCACACGUGCAUAUAUGUACCUGUAGCUACAGCUUGCUAAAGGGUCCAGAGAGAGGUGACUGACCUGCUGCUGUGUAUGCUUUCUGUCAGACUGAAGAUCUAAGCUCUUUGUGGUCAGUUGGGUUUUUUCAUUAAAGUCAUAGAUCAGUUCUUUACCACAAAAACCUCUGUAUUUUAAUGUAAAAAAAAAAAAAAGAUACUUAGAGGUCAAAGAGGUUUUUUUUUUAUCCUGCAUAAUGAAUGUGUGUUUCUUGCUCUUAUUGACCAAUAUGUUGGUGUAAAUCUUUGAUGGUGCCAUUCCAAAACAACUCAGAAAUUACAAGACAUUUCCAUGCUGGGGAACAAACUUUUCUCAUAAGUCAUGUGAUGUUCAGAUAGGAAAGCCCUGCUCUGGCCUGGGGCUUAACUGUCUGUGAGCUGUUGAGAUUAACUCUACUACAGCUGAAAAAAAGUGUUCCUCCUUUAAACACAUCUGCUCACCUGAUCUGAGAGACCUCUAGAACUCCAAGAGCUUGUAUCAGUUUUAAAGCAAAGCAAAUAAUACUUGAAGCCUGAGAAUCUGGAUGUUAGGAAUGGGAGAUUGCAGGGGGAGGAAAAUUGUAAUUGCUACUUUAUUGGAAAUUACCUUGUAUAGGAGGGUGGCUUGCUGUACAAAUACCUGUAUUUCUAAACUCCAAAGAGUUUCUCAUGCUGAUUCAUUUGCAGGUUAGUUCUAUGUGUGUGCUGAUCAGGAAAGGCUCUGGAUCUAUUAGUAAAUUCUUCUAUGUAAGCACAGUGUUUUAUGUUUUGUUGGAUUUGUAGUGAGGUUAUUUUUUGUGUGGGGGGAUUUUUUUUUUGUUUUCUAACAUGGUGUAUUUUUUAUUCCUAAUAAGCUGGUUCCUGUCAAACAGAAACCACGGAUUUUAUGGCAAACAAUGUCUCAAAAUAACUAAAGAGAAGUGAGGAAGAGCGUUAAAGUUACAGCAAUAUACAGAAAGCUGCUGUUGGAGCUAUCAGCAGUGAAUGUGAUCCUUGACUAUUAGUGGAAGCAGGGAGGUUAUUCUUCUUUGAGUCCUGCAUUCAGUUUCUGGUGCCUGUACUUGAAGAUGUGCAACAAAGAAUUUGGAAAGCACUUCUAAGAUACAGACUCAAAUUGCCUUAGUGUUUCUCAGUAAACAAAGCAGUAACUUGAUUACUAUGCAUAGCUGCACACUGAUAAUGGAAGACAAUUCAGAUCUGUUACACUUACUGGCAGAAGAAAGAAAAUACUCAGUGGCUAGACAUUGGUCCUGAGACAGCUGCUAAGAAUUCAAACAACAGAAGGGCUUGUGCAGACAGCUACGUCAUGUUCCGUUCCUAAUCACUGAGAUAUGCCUUCAUCUAGCUUGGAUAAAUUGUUGGGCUGAGCAGGAGGCGAUGAUGGAAUGAAGGUGCCUGGAGGUGCUGACAGUAUGUGCAGUGCAGCAUUAAGACAAUAGGUUUUGGUGCUUAGGCUCUAUAAUUUGACCUGACUUCUCCACGGAUGGUGUAGCCAGUUACUCUGGGAAGUACUUGCCGCUCUCAUUCCUGUGAACAUGUGCUCAGGCAUGUGUCCAGAAAGUGUCAUUUCUGGAUUCCUGGCUGAUCCCUUGCUCCAGGCAACGUGGAACUGAAUGCAGGGCAGGGAAGGAAUGUCCGCUGUCAGAUUCUACCUUACCCUGGAAUUUGGAGUGUAAUCUCCUGCUAAGGUCAUUCAAGUGUAUUUCAGAAGUCAUUCCCGAAGUUGCACUCGUCGUGGGUAUUCAUGGAAUCUCAGACUUCCUUUCCUAUUUUUGUUUCCUUGGAUAUGCCCUCAUUUUACCCAAGGACUGACAUGCUUUAAUAUAGCUGAAGUUUUUGUAUUUGGUAAGGGAUGUAUUUUGACUUAAAUCCUAUGAAACUGUAUGGGAAUUGCACAGGUCUAGAAGCAACUGCAAUGGUUCUUUAAACAUAUGCAUCAGCUUUUAAGAAUUAUUUUAUUUAGUGAUACCACAACUUUAGUUAGAAAUCCCACCAACCUACUGAAAGAAUUCAUACGAUUUGAAAGAAUUUUAUUGCAUUCCUAAAAAUAUCUUUUGAGUGAUAUUCAGUGUGUAUAUGCAUAGAAAGAGAGAUCUCCUACAACACAGUAUGGAGGCAUCUUGCCUUCAGUUUUGCUUCAUUUCUUUUCUGGUUUGUCAUCUUUCUGUUUUCCUAAAGUGCUUGCUGUGUCCUUGAUCAGCAUAUUUACACACAUGUCCUUUUAGUUCCUGACAGCUUCUUCUCUGAACAAUCUGUUCUAUUUGUGGCAGUAAAGGUGUACUCAGGUGUCUGCACUGUGCAAACAAAGGCAGCAGGGGGGGAAAAUAGAGGGUAGAGGGGGGCAACUUAGGAGCCCUGCCAGCUCUCAAAGCAGUUCUGAGUUGAGUAAAGCCCAAGAACUGGUAGUUCUCUCUGCUUGACUGCUGCAGUUCUGUGUCCAGCACUAUGGGAGCUGCUCUUGCUUCACACACAUAGGUGCCUCCAAGGACACAACCUGAGAUGCUAAGCAAAAGCAGACUUAGCCAGAACCUUGCCAUUUUCACCUCCAGAGCAGAGAGAGUGACUGAGACAAAAGCACUUCUUGAAAUCAAAAGAAAACAGAGUUGCAUGCUUUUCUUGCGAGGCACGUUAUGCAGUGUUGCAGUUACCCUCUCCUCCCCCUGUCAAUCUUUAAGCCAGGUGCUGUUUUGUGUCACCAGGAAACCAACCUAUCUAUCUUAGUGACCCCUGAUAGUUGCUGCGUUGUUUGUACUCCAAGGAACAUCUCUCUGCCAAACAGCAGCUGCUCAAACUCACUCCUGAAGUCACAGAUUGCUGCAUUUCAGUGAUCAGUCAUCCCUGGUCUGCACUUCAGAAGGUUGCUCUACUCUGCUGAUUGUUAGCUGAGAAAUAUGAAGCAUUUCUUUGGUGUUCUUAUUUGCUUUCAGGAUAUGGUCUUUAUCUCUUGCUUGCACACCUCCAAGUGAUGUUGUCAAAAUUAGGGACAGCUUAGUUGUAUGUUUAUGAAGUUUGCACUUAGCCUCAGCCUCCUGACCCGAGGAUCUUAGAUAAGGUAAGAGCAGCAUUCAGUGAAUUUUGAGAGGAAAGUCUUUCUGAGGUUAGAAAGAGCCUGUAACAAUGCCUUGAACACUUUCUAGUCGCUGGACACCUAACUGUAGUAAAAAGCUGAUUUUUCUUUUUACCAGUGACCCAGUAGAGCAGUCAAGGAGAUACUGAAACUGUUUUAUUUUAUAGAUGAUAAAAAACUUUGGCCAUAGCUACUUCACAGUCUUAAAAAUCGUUCUUUUUCCCUAUAGAUAAGGACUCUUAUAUUCACAUUCCCUCAGAUAUGAUUGUGGAGUUCUCCAGAAGUCUUUUAAAACUUUGAUUACUAAAAGCAAUUGUUUGUAAGGUUUUUUUAGGGGUAUCAAUGGUGACUACAAAGCUCCAAGGAGGAUAGGGUAAAAUAGGACUUGUGUGGGUUGGCUGAUUUAAAAUACCUUCGCUCAGCAUUUUAAGUAUGUGGCUUGCUGGCAAUCCAUUUUACAGAGCCUGUCCUUGCUUCCCAGAAGCUCUAAAUUUAGGAAUGCAGUUAAUGUGAAAUUAAGAGCUGUCCGUGCUUAACACACAGCUAACCAUGGAGAAAACCCAAGGAGUAGCAGUUGAGCUGGAAGAGACUGGGAUAAAUAUAAACUGAGUGUGAUGUGGAUGGACUCUGCCAAACAUGGUGGGUGAAUCUUCAGGGUACAGUUUCAUGCUUCACUUGACACCGUCUAGGUGUGUGACAGUGCUGAAAAGGGACUCUCUCUUGUGCUUAUUCCUGACGCCAGCUUUGCUCUUUGGAUCACGAGUUUAUCCACUUAAAACAGUUCCAGUUGGCUUGAGUGUUUUUUCUGCAGGUUUGUCUUGUCUGACUGUAGAGUGAGUUGGUCAAUGCAGUCGGUACCAGGCAGGAGCUGGGGAAGCGUGUGCUGGAUCCUGGAAGUGCUAGUGAACUGCUGGACUGGCUGACUGUGCACCUGCAGUGUAUUUCUGUGUUUAACAGGAGUCUGGAGGAAACUGAGUUCAUGUGCAUCUGAACUGUGGCUUUUCUGCCUGGGCAGCUGGAGAGGGCAGAGAGCACUGCAGAGUUCCCAGCAGCUGCUCUGAGUCACCGCCCAGAGUGAGUGAGGUGACAGAAGGACAGGAAGGAAGGAAUGCCCUUUGGAGCAGGGGCUGGGGCCAAGCCUGUGUGUCAGUCUCUGCUCUGCAGCAGGUGAGGCAUGCUUGAGUAUGUCCUGAUUUGCCAGCAGUGCAUGUGGGCAGCAGCUCACAGUGGUGAGCCAUGACGGCUUCUGACUCGCCUUGUUUCACAAAGUCCCAAGGUGUGCAGAGGUCUGAUUGCAGGUUAUACCAGUGACGUUCCUACAUGAACAUUUACAAAUUCUGGCUAAAGCUAGGCUUGUAUCCCUUAGCCUGAAAUCCACUGGCACUAGUUCCAUGGGUACAUGUUUGCAGAAGUUGGUCCGUGCAAAUGGCAGUGUCCAAACCAGAUCGUUGAGUGAAGUGGAUGGAGACCUUUCAGAGCUGGUCACCCACUGCAGACACAGGGGAAAUUUCAGGAGUUGUAAUAAUUGACAAAUGUCUGACCUCUUCAGAAGGUCUCUCCCUCAUUCCACAAGGGAGGAGCAAAAGCAAUUGUAAUUAAUUAGGCUAAUUAUUGCUACUCAUCAGUGAAGCUGAUAUAUGUGAGCAGUGAGCUGAUCCUCCCACCAAUGUACAAACUCUAAUAGUUUAUUUCCUUUAUCACUGUCUGUCACCUGUAGUGAAUUGAUGCGCAUUUUCACCCUUGCAGAGGAAAAGGUUUUCCUGACAGCAGUCUGUGUCAUGUGAGAGAGAUGCAGGAGAUUUCCUUGAUUCUCCUUGUUGUAAGGGUUUAAGUUUCAGUGUAGACCAAAUCUUUGUGGGUUGGGCAGGAAUUUCUGAGAGUAUUAAUCCUGACUACAUCUGGGUAGUACUAGCUACAUCCUAGAUGCACUGGAGAGAUUUGUAUUUGUUAGUGUGUGUAAAUUAGGUCAAGAACAAAAAUAUACACUGAUUUUCAUUUUUGGGGGAGUGGGGCAAUAAAGAUGAACCAGAGGAAUAGCUUGAAGGCUGUAUGUUUAGUUGUAUUUCAGCCUGACCCUAAAAAAGCACCCAAUUGUGUUGGUUUUCCUAUUUAAAACAAAACAAAACCAUAUAAUGACAAUAACAACAGCCCUCAAACCCCCAGUUUUGUUUUGCUGUUCAGAGCUUUAGGAAUUGACUACAGUCAUAGAAAAUACUGUCCUGUUUUGUGGAGGAGUAUUUUUUCUUUUUGUAUAGGAAAAAGGAGGACACAACCCCCAUGACUCUUAACUGUGUUGCAAUGCCUCCAGUAGCUCAAUUUGGCAAGAUAACAAAACCAGUGCGGAAUUUAAAAGGUAAUUAAUGCUUUUGAGAAAAAAUAUUUUUAAAUGCCAUGCUGAUGAAUCAGUCUUUUAUUUUUUGUAAUUGAACCUUUAUUCAACAAAACCCGGCGUUGCAGAUCAGGUACUCAUGUUCUGGUCUGCCCUUUAGUGAUGUGAGUGUACUAAAUGGCAGAUGGGGAUGUUGAUGAUUCACUGAAUAUAUUUAUGUGUCAACACUACCUCACCCGAAAACAGCUUACCCAGAGGGAUAUGGAACUUAAAAUUUGUUUUCAGUGAAGCCUGCUCUGUAGUACAAAUACGGUGAGCUCUUGCUGUGAGAAGACAGAUGGGAGAGCCCUCUGUGAUGCCUGCCUGAUCACCUGAGAUGUGCCUUUCUGCUGCUCUUUGUGCUCUCUGGGCACUGCCCUUGCAGUCAUGGCUAAUAACAGCACCUGCAGGCUGUGCUGGUUUCGGACAUCCGCUGCCGAGUCAGCCUCUGUUCACCUCUGAUGUGGUUUGUCUGACUUGGGAGUUCUCACCUGUGUGUGACCACGUAUCUCCUCCUGGCAGAGAUGAAAAUAUUCUCUGCUAUGGAAGACUGCUGGGAGCUUGACAUCCUCUUCCUGCUGUAAAUCUUUGACCACUUCCAGCAGCUCUAAGGCAGCCCAGGGAGAAGUUGGCAUUGACCACCUCAAAUACCCUGCUAUGCAAUCUGAAUAAAUUUGAAAAAUGUCACUUUUAAUCUCUUGAGCUU
Motacilla alba alba is the source of this 10726-nucleotide messenger RNA. RefSeq names its product integrator complex subunit 7 (gene INTS7). The record is from RefSeq and is a predicted model, not a curated record. NCBI's taxonomy places the organism in Eukaryota, Metazoa, Chordata, Aves, Passeriformes, Motacillidae. Gene Ontology annotation, biological process: snRNA 3'-end processing. The transcript is spliced from 20 exons. Gene Ontology annotation, cellular component: integrator complex. The coding region runs from base 37 to 2922 and encodes 961 amino acids.